AUGUAUCAGCUCAGCAAGGACUCCGAUUUCCACUUUGAGAUUCUUCGCGCUCUCGCCAUGGCGCCCUACGAUGGCGCAGAUAUCGACGAGUGUCUUGGGGCUGCCAAUUCAAUUGUACCUGGUGACUUUGAGAGCUUCGCAGCGUCAUUUCUCAGCAUCGCAAACACAGUCUACAAGCGAGCGUUAAGCAUUGCCAAAUCCAAGUUUCCCGUUUCUGCGCGAACUGCAUUCUUCAGUGCCGCCACGUACUUUCGGAGUGCCGAUUUCUAUCUCCAUGGCAAUCCGGCGGACCCUCGAAUUAUGGACUAUUGGGCCAAACAGACGGAAGCGUUUGAUCAGGGCCUCGCACUGCUCUCGCCGCCCGGCGCAAGAUUCACCAUCAAGACUCCGGAAUUCGACAUUCCCUCUAUCUGGAUCACGCCAGACAAUGAGGUGAAGCAACGGCCAACCAUCAUCAUGGGCAACGGCUAUGAUGGAUCUCAAGAGGAAAUGUACCACGUCGCUGGUGUGGCUGCGCUCGAACGAGGCUACAAUGUCCUCACCUAUGAAGGCCCUGGACAGCCGUCGCCACGUCGUUACCAAGACAAGGGCUUCAUCGCAGACUGGGAAAGAGUCGUCACCCCCAUCUUGGACCAUGCCCUCAAUAUGACCCAGUCGGUCGACCCGACAGCCGUCGCUCUUUACGGCCUAUCUCUAGGAGGCUACAUGGCCCCGCGAGCGGCCGCCUUCGAUCAUCGCUUCGCCGCAAUCAUAGCCAUGGACGGCGUAUGGGACUUUGGCGCCCUUAUCCGCCACGACUUUGGCCCCGAGGCCAUGAAGAUCUACGAUUCGGGUGACAAGGCGAAAUUCGACCAGCUCGCUCAGCAGUAUCUGAAGCCAGGCGUGCGCACACAUCUGCGCUGGGGUCUCGAGCAAGGCAUGUGGGCAUUCAACACGACAUCUCCAUUCGAGUUUGUCACCGGGGUGCAGAAAUUCUCGCUCGGGAAAGUGGCUCACCAGAUUCGGACACCCGUUUUGAUUGGCGAUGCCGAAGGUGACAUCUUCUUUAAGGGCCAGUCGCAGCAGUUAGCCCAGGCGAUUGGCAAGUGGGCUACUCUGUAUCAGUUUAAGAACAAGGAUUCUAUUGGGACGUAUUCAGGCAUUGGGGCGUUGAAGCAGCAUAAUCAAGUCAUUUAUGACUGGUUUGAGUAUAUUCUUCACAGAAAGCAUUAA
This is a messenger RNA of Metarhizium acridum CQMa 102, 1212 nucleotides long. RefSeq lists its product as uncharacterized. The record is from RefSeq and is a predicted model, not a curated record. Lineage: Eukaryota; Fungi; Ascomycota; Sordariomycetes; Hypocreales; Clavicipitaceae.